This is a messenger RNA of Amphiprion ocellaris (clown anemonefish), 6135 nucleotides long. RefSeq lists its product as uncharacterized. Lineage: Eukaryota; Metazoa; Chordata; Actinopteri; Pomacentridae. The transcript has 3 exons. Gene Ontology annotation, cellular component: ribonucleoprotein complex. Gene Ontology annotation, molecular function: single-stranded RNA binding. The coding region runs from base 184 to 1119 and encodes 311 amino acids. The record is from RefSeq and is a predicted model, not a curated record. Gene Ontology annotation, biological process: retrotransposition.
GAUUUAUUUUAGAAAACAAGUACUAACAACAUUUUUUUUAUUUUUUAGAAAACAAGUACUAAAGUAAUACUUUGGAGACUUCCUGUUUCCGGCAGUGACAUGUGGUAGGAGACAAAGAGACUCUACAAAACCAACCAAAAGGCUCUUUAAAUGUAACAAGAUACUACGAAGAAAGUUAAAUCGAUGAAAACGCGUCAAGGUGGGAGAAAGAAAAAGUGUUCGAAGAUGAAAGAAGCCAGUGAAGAGCCGCAGUUGACGGUGGAAAGUCAGUCGCUGCCGCGACAUGAGUUCGACUUGUUGGGAGAAAUACGCUCCCUCUGGCAAGAACACAAACAAGCCACAACUGAAAAUAAGCAGGGACUGGCACGUGUGGAGAAAAGUAUUGGCGAGGUCAUAACACGAUUGUCUGUGGUUGAAACAAGAAUUUCGGAGGUAGAGGACCGUGUGGGACAAACAGAGGACCGAACCACACAAUUAGAGAGAGUUGUGAUUUCUCUUCUCCAAAACCAGGACAAACUGAUGGUUAAGUGUAAUGACCUGGAGGCACGAGCGAGGCGCAAAAACAUCAGGAUACACGGUGUGCCCGAGGGAUCAGAAAAGGACGAUGUGGUGGGGUUUGUAAAGGAUCUGAUUUCCACCAAACUAAAACUACAAAAUGUGCUGGAUGCGGACAUCGAGAGAGCGCACCGCGUGGGCAGUGUGGCGCAGAGGAGGUCCAGCUCAAGACCCAUGGUUGCACCGAGAGCAAUUAUUGUGCGCUUUUGGAACUAUCGAGUGAAAGAAAGCGUCAUCCAAAUGGCGUGGAAACAGAAGACCAUAUACAACGGGCAAGAAAUCUAUUUCAAUCUGGAUUAUACGGCGGAAACUCAAAAGCAAAGGAUACGGGUACGUGAUGUCGUCAAGCAACUGAGACAGAGAGGCAUGAAAGCGCAGAUGAGAUACCCAGCCCAACUGAAGAUCCUGGGAGACAACGGGAAUGGGACAAAGACAUUUGCACGACUUAAGGACGCAACAGAAAGGUUAAGAGAGCUGGACAUUAUUAUAGAAGAAGACGACGAGACAGAAAAGUUAAAGGAAGAACUGAGCCUGAGCUGGAAGACUGUGAAGGGCCAUAAAUAGCCCAAAUGCGGAAUGAACUACCAACAGUAGGUCCUGUGUGUCGGCAUACAAGCCUAAUGUGACCUUUCUCCCACCAAGACGAGGUAACUUUAAGUUGACCAUAUGGGGUACAUAUGUGUAAAGUAUAGAGCCAUAUAGAUAUUUCUAUGAUUUAUGGCUAAGGUAUACGAAAAGUUGGUUGCAGAGUCUAAUUAUUGCUGCUCUAAUUGAGUACUAGGCAACUAUAACUAAGUAAAAGUUGCAAGUGCACUUCGUGCAAUCCUCUGUUUAUUAGAGAAUUUUUUCUUUGGAAGUUAAUAAAGGGAACUAAAAGCAGACACUUUUAUUUUAUUUUUGUAUUUACAGACGCUCCCCUACUUACGAACAUUCGAGUUACGAACAACGGUACAUACGAACAUUUUUGCGGGUAUGUCGAAAAAUGUUCGGACAGAGAUGCUGUAAGUUAGAUUUUGUAUUGCGCGCCUUUUUCCGAGUAGUGCUUCUUUCCGCCGCUAAUACCGACGUGAGGCGCUGUGAGAGCUCGCCCAGCAUCCACCCCGAAUCCGGCUUCCUCUGCCCAGUUCGUCGCAGUGCCUGAGUGUGUAAACGUAUCUCCAGCGCGCUAAGAACUUUGACAUUUUUAUUGUUAAAUAUCUCGUGCAUCCAUUAUUCAAUAUGGUUGGUGAAAAGCGAAAGGCUUCUAGUGAGAGUGGAAGUGUAAAGAAGAGGCAAGCCAUUUCAUUUGAAAUGAAAGUGGCAAUAAUAAAGAAGCUUGAUGCGGGUGAGAAAAUGGUGAGCGUUGCACGUGCAUACACCAUGAAUCGUUCGACCAUCGGUACCAUUUAUAAACAGAAAGAUCGCAUAAUGGAACACGUGAAAGGUGCAGUGCCGAUGCAAUCGACGAUCAUUAGCAAGAAAAGAGGGAAAAUCUUAGAAGAGAUGGAGAAACUUCUCACCAUUUGGCUCGAGGAUCAGCAGCAGCGGCGUAUUCCUCUGAGCCUUAUGCUCAUUCAGGAGAAGGCCAAAUCUAUCUUUGAGGAUGUCAAGGCUAAGGCUGGGGAAAGCGCUGCCGAAGAAACGUUUUCUGCCAGCCACGGGUGGUUUUCCCAUUUCAAGAAGAGGGCUAAUUUCCACCAUGUGGCCGUGUCCGGAGAGGCAGCAUCUGCGGACAAAGAGGCUGCCGAGCGAUUCCCCCAAGUGUUGAAGGAGAUCAUCGAGGAGGGUGGCUAUUCGGCUAAGCAGGUCUUCAAUGUCGACGAAACGGGUCUUUUUUGGAAGAAAAUGCCAGAGAAGACCUACAUUAGCCGUGAGGAGAAGACGAUGCCCGGAUAUAAAGCGGCUAAAGACCGCUUAACCUUAAUGCUUGGGGCGAAUGCUGACGGGAGCUUCAAGCUGAAGCCGCCGCUCUCUCUCUCUAACAUAUGUAGUAUUCUCUCCAGUUGUACAUGUACAUAUCUUUAUAGAGCAUAUUAUUUUAUUAAAUGUUUAUUUUUCAGUACAAACCAAUACAGGUUACUUAUACAAGCCUUAAACAUACUUAUAUAAACCUUAAACAUACUUAUAUAAGCCUUAAACAUACAUUCCAUACAAAAUAUAGCACUGAAGCAACUUACGAACGAAUUCACCUUACGAACGAUCGUUCGGAACGUAUCUCGUUCGUAAGUUGGGGAGCGUCUGUACUUUUUUGUUUUUGUUUUUUAAGUAGUAAGUUAAUUUUAUAUUUGUGAUUUGUGGAUAUGGAAAAACAUAUUUUACUUUGUGAUGGGGAUAAAUGUAGAAUAGGAUAUACUGUCAGUGCUUUGUACAAAAGAAGAUGGAUAGGUUAAAAAUAUUUUCUUAUAAUGUCCAUGGUUUGAACAAGCCAAUUAAAAGAAAGAAGAUUCUCACACAGUUAAAAAGAUUAAACUGCUCCAUAGCACUAAUACAAGAGACGCAUUUGGGGGAUGAAGAGCAUAUAAAAUUGCAAAGAGAUUGGGUAAAAUAAGUAUAUUAUUCAUCAUACGGAAAAAGAAGGGGGGUAGCAAUAUUGGUAAAGAAAGGAGUAACUUUAGUGACAGAAAAAAUUAUACAAGAUUCAAAGGGACGAUAUGUGAUGAUAGUGGGCCAGAUUAAUGGGAAAUGUAUUUCAUUGUUAAACAUACAUGCACCAAAUGAGGAGAAUGGUUUAUUUUUUGAAACUGUGGCAAAUUUAGUUAUUCAAGAAGGAAAGGGAAUUUUGGUAAUUGGAGGCGAUUUUAAUACAAUACAAAAUGGUAAACUGGACAGACUACCUUCAGAAAAAGGAUCAAUAUCAAAAAGAUCUAGAAUACUAAACAAUAUAAUAAAGGAUAUUGGUUUGAUAGAUACAUGCAGGAUGAGUAAUCAAGCAGAGAAAGAAUUUACAUUUCAUUCAAACGCUCAUAAUAGUUAUUCAAGAAUAGAUUUUAUUUUUAUGUCCCGACAAGAUGCACAUAAAGUAAUAAACAGUGGAAUCGAGCCAAUAACUCUGAGUGAUCAUGCACCUAUUUACACUACAAUAGAACUGGAUCAAAAUUCCUUUUCCUUCAAAUAUUGGAGACUUAAUGUGUCAAUUUUAGCUGACAAUGCAGUAGUUAAGGAAUUAAAAGAAGAAUUUACUAAAUAUAUGGAAAACAAUGAUAAUGGUGAGGUAAAUUUAACUACUUUAUGGGAAUGUGGGAAAGCGGUAAUAAGAGGGAAAUGCAUGGAGAUUACUUCAAGGAUUAAAAAAAAAGAGCACGAGCAAAAACAACUGGAAAGGGAAAUAAAACGAUUAGAGUUUGAACAUGCAAAAACAUUUAAAAAAAUCAAUUUUGUCAGAGUUAAAAGCUAAAAGAGAUAAAUUAGACCAAAUGAUGACAUUCAAAGCAGAAAAUGCUCUAAGAUUUAUAAAACAAACAUAUUAUGAAAAGGGGGAUAAAGCAAAUAAGUUAUUAGCCUUUCAACUUAGAAAGAAGCAGUCGGAACAUGUAAUAACAAAAAUAAAACAUCCGGUAACUAAAGAGAUUAAAAGAAAACCAAUUGAUAUUGCUAACACUUUUGCAGAUUAUUAUAAAGAAUUAUAUAAUGACAAAGAGCAAGAUACUUUUGAUAGAAAAUUAAAAGACUUUAUGAGCAGGUUUAACCUACCAACACUGCCACCUGAACAAGCAAGGGAGAUGACAGACCAAAUUAGUUUGAAGGAAAUUAUAGACACAAUAACAAAUCUAAAGAAUAAUAAAAGUCCGGGAACUGAUGGAAUACCGGGGGAAUUUUACAAAUGUCUGAAGGAAGAAAUUGCACCAACAUUAAAAAAGGUGUAUAAUUAUGUAUUAGAAUCCGGAAACACUCCAACUUCAUGGUCUGAGGCUGUCAUCUCUAUACUGCAUAAAGAGGGUAAAGAUCCUGCCAUGUGCGAAAACUACCGUCCGGUUAGUCUACUGUGUAAUGACUUAAAGAUACUUACAAGUAUUAUGGCAAGUAGAGUACAGAAGUGUAUUUCAUCAUUGAUUAAACCAGAUCAAACAGGUUUUAUACCUGGGGUCCGUUUCACGAAGCAGGUUCAACAAACUCUGAGUUCAACCCUGAACUCUGAGUUGAUCUACUCUGAAAUAGAAAACUCUGAGUUUUCGGUUUCACAACGGCUGAUUUGAGUUGGUUAAAUCAACUCAGAGUAGUUUCACCCGGAGUUAAGUGUGUGCACCACAACUCUGAAAAGCCAGUAUCAAUGGAGUGCCGAUUCGACGAGUCACCAUGGCAACGGGGAAGCGGAGGACUACACCGCUUGAAUUGGAAAUCUUAAUGCGCUUAUAUAGCGAGUUUGAACACGUUUUUAGAAAGAAGUGCAGCACCUGCAGCUGCAAAAGAGAGGGAGACGGUGUGGGAGAACAUUGCUGCCCGGGUCAAUGUGUAAGUUUAAAUCACAAUAAUAUUACAGGGGAAGACUAUUAAGUUAUUUCAUUUAGGUGCAAUCCCGCGGGGGUGAAGCGCACGUGGCAGCAGCUGAAGAUGGAAUAUAAAAACAUUGUUCAAACAGGUAAGAAGUCGGCAUAAUCUCAUGGAGCUACCUCAUUUUGAUCAUGUUUUACAUUGUAAAGUAGCCUAAAUAUUAGGUGGCUGUUUGUCUGUGCAGUGGUUUUAUCCCACACACAGCCUAAAUGUCUGCAUCCAUAUCAUGUUCUGUUAAAUAAUUAAGCCUAUUUAAACUAACACAGACUUCUACUCAGCCAACAGAAAGAAAGGAGAUGCCCGUAAAACAGGUGGUGGCCCAGCAGCACCACCUCUAAUGGAGGCAGAGGAGCUGGUCCUAAGCCAGAAUUUGGGAAGGCCAGUGGCUGAGGGAAUCCCUGGAGGGAGCUCAUCCUCUGAGACCACAUCCCAAGACACAAGUGCUUUUAUAAAAUAUUCUGAUGGUGCUAUCUGCCUGGUGGAGCCCCUUCACACCACAACAGACCUUGUAACUGUAAGUAGGCAAUACUCCAAAGAUUUUGCCAAAUGGUAGUUUAAGUCCACUGAAACAUAUCACUCAUCUAGGAUGAAGAGGAUGAAACUGUGUCUGCUGCCUUUACAGAAGGGGAUCCAGAAAGGCAUACAGUGAGCAUGGCUGGACAGCAGCAGGAUGGUUCCUCAACUUCCACUGCACAGAUUGACACAGUGAGAUGGAUGUUCAGUGAACACCAGAGGUUCAGUCUGUGGAAUUCAUGUGCAACUGUAUAAUUUAAUGUCCUUUAUGUAUUCCCAGUUACCAGUAAAACAAAUAUACAAAAUCCACUUGCUGAGAAAAAUACAAAAAACAGAUAAAGAAAUGCAGUACUUGGACCGCCAGAUUAAGAAGGUAGAUCUGGAAAUUGAAAUACUGGAGCACAAGUUAGAGGUGGGUACAGGUCACAGGUGAGUUAUGUUAACUACUGGAACAUUAACUAAACUAGCUCUUUUAUUUGUAGGAAAUAAAGAAGACCAAAUGAAAUGUAUGUCAUGUGUUUAUUUCACUGCUGUGGUGGUGAUGAUGGUGACUUAAACUCCAAAGUGAUUAUUGCAUAUGGUGUCUCUGACUGCUCUGUU